Messenger RNA from Harpegnathos saltator (Jerdon's jumping ant), 2348 nucleotides. RefSeq names its product sodium-dependent nutrient amino acid transporter 1. Gene Ontology annotation, cellular component: plasma membrane. NCBI's taxonomy places the organism in Eukaryota, Metazoa, Arthropoda, Insecta, Hymenoptera, Formicidae. Gene Ontology annotation, biological process: nitrogen compound transport; amino acid import across plasma membrane; sodium ion transmembrane transport. The coding region runs from base 449 to 2326 and encodes 625 amino acids. The transcript is spliced from 11 exons. The record is from RefSeq and is a predicted model, not a curated record. Gene Ontology annotation, molecular function: amino acid:sodium symporter activity; L-amino acid transmembrane transporter activity.
GCUUCUAUUUGGUUCGACGGACGGAAGCAAAUUAUUUGUUUCGCAUACUCCGCGUCGUCACUCCACAUUAAUGCUUAAUCGCGCAAGUGUGCCAUUUCGGCGAUUUGGCGGGGCACGAGGCGUCAUUUCAAAGUGUUCUCGUAUGGAGAAAUGAAACGACGUAAUGUACACGAGGCAAAACAUGUACACAAACGUCCAGGUACAAUGGCAGCACCGUGACUGGCGUCACGCUCGCGCAGUCUGAUUUAUGUUUCCGAACUCGCACGGCUUCAAUCCGACACCGCGAAUACGCCGUAUUGUGGAGGCUGUCGUUUUAAUUGCGCGCGGAUGUAAUUACCUGGAGAGUCUACCACGCCGAGGACCUUACGUAAGAGUGGACAAUCAGGUUUGAGUCUAAACGUAACAUUUUAAGCUGUUGUACUUUGUCGACGGAAGAGACGUGGGAAGAAUGUUCCGCGACAACUCGACAUUAAUCACUUUAGUUUCGCAUCGGGUGAAUUACGUCGGCGAUAAGAACGAGAUACCCGGCGUAUUCAAGCUGUCCGUUCCGCCGGUCGGCGAGCUAGAGAAUAGGGUGUCAGCGGCGAUCAAAGAAGAGGAGCAGGAAGAAGGGAAGAAGAGAGCGCAAUGGGGAAGCGAUCUGGAGUUUCUCAUGUCCUGCGUGGCCUUCUCCGUCGGCCUCGGGAACGUCUGGCGGUUUCCAUACACUGCUUAUCAAAACGGCGGCGGCGCCUUCCUCAUUCCCUACAUAAUAGUGCUCAUUAUCAUCGGCAAGCCCUUCUACUACAUGGAGAUGAUCCUCGGACAGUUCACCAGCCGGUCCUGCGUGCAAAUCUGGUCCGUGUCGCCCGCGUUCCAAGGUAUCGGCUACGGCGUCACGGUGUCAGUCUUCUCCGUCAUCACGUAUUACUGCGCCCUUAUGGCCCUGACACUCUUCUACAUGGUGGCCAGCUUCCAGUCGGUGCUGCCGUGGGCCUUUUGCUGGGAGGAAUGGGGCAGCGAGUGCUUCGACAGCUCGUCGGCCGGCGCAGCGGCGAGAAACGGCAACGGAAGUUCCGCUGAGUUUUACUUCAGGAAAUUCGUCCUGAACGAGACGGGAAUCGAGGACGGACUCGGGUUGCCCUCGUGGCAGUUGGUACUGACGUUGUUGGCCAGUUGGAUCUUCGUCUACGUGGUGAUCUGCAAAGGCGUGAAGAGCACCGGUAAAGCAGCCUACUUCUUGGCUCUCUUCCCUUACGUCGUGAUGAUCAGUCUGCUAAUACGCGCGGUUACUUUGGAAGGAGCGAUCAAUGGCAUAAUCUUUCUCUUCAAGCCCACAUGGCACAAAAUUCUGGACCCGGCGGUCUGGUACGCCGCAGUUACUCAAUCCUUCUUCUCGCUCGGAGUGUGUUUCGGCGCGGUGACGAUGUACUCCUCGUACAACAACUUCGAGCACAACGUAUCCAGGGAUUGCAUGAUCGUGACGAGCCUGGACUUCUGCACCAGCCUGAUAGCGGCCACGACUAUCUUCGGGAUCCUGGGCAACCUCGCACACGAGACCGGCAACGACGACAUCAGUAAGGUCGUGCGUGGCGGAACAGGCUUGGCUUUCGUGUCCUAUCCGGAGGCCUUGGCAAAAUUCACGGUAGUGCCGCAGCUUUUCGCUGUUCUCUUCUUUCUGAUGCUCUUCGUGUUGGGCAUCGGCACCACUGUCGCCUUCUGCAAUGUCAUCAUUAGCAUCGUCAAGGACCAGUUCCCGAAGCUCAAGCAGUGGAAAAUCGCAGCCGGCCUCUCCAUCUUCGCUUUCUUGAUCGGCGUGGUCUACUGCACACCUGGUGGACAAUAUAUCCUCAACUUGGUGGAUUACUUCGGCGGGACCUUCAUCAUUGUGUUUUUGGCUUCGUUCGAGAUGAUCGCAAUCUCCUGGGUAUACGGUGUCGACAAUUUUAUGGACGACAUCGAGUUCAUGGUGGGACGACGACCGUCCUUGUACUGGAAAUUUUGCUGGUGUUACUUAACUCCAUUGUCGUUGUUUACCAUUCUAAUUUACUUCCUCAUCAGUAUGACGCCGCUUACGUACAACGACGAAUACUACCCAACGUCCGCAUACGUUGCGGGCUGGACGCUUCUGACUUUGGGGAUUCUUCCGUUUCCCUUGGGUAUAAUCGUCGUCGGAAUUCGGAAUAGGAACAAGGCGUGCACAGAUACGUUUAAGCCGAGCGCCGACUGGGGGCCAAAGGACCCGGAAAAAUACAACGAAUGGAAGGACUUCAAGCAGUCGAAGAGGAUAUCGCGAGCGUGCGCGAAUAAGUCGAAAGUUAUCGCAAUGUUAUUUGGUAGAAAUUGACAAUAAACUAUGAUUAAGACGA